Messenger RNA from Penicillium riverlandense, 363 nucleotides. RefSeq names its product tRNA methyltransferase. The record is from RefSeq and is a predicted model, not a curated record. The transcript has a single exon. Lineage: Eukaryota; Fungi; Ascomycota; Eurotiomycetes; Eurotiales; Aspergillaceae. Bases 1 to 363 code for a protein of 120 amino acids.
AUGGCCCAGUUUCAGCACCCUUUCCACUGCCUGCAGUAUGUGCAAAGACAACCCACAGAUCUUCUCAUUGGCUCGGCCGGCCAACGGAUCUACUCCUACGCUGCGCCCACUGGCCAGCGCCUCGAUGUGUGGCCUCGGAAUGUAGACGCGGCAGUCUCUGCUUCAGAAGAGCAGGCGCCGCCUGAGAAACGGAGAAAAUUGUCCGCCGAGGAGAAAUCGGACAAGCCGACCUGGUCCACCAUCCCCAUUGUGAAGGUCUGUCCCGACGGAAGACAUGUAGUGGCUGUCACUGCAGAGGACAAAAGUAUCCGGGUCCUGCAGCUGAACGAAGAUGGAACACUACAGCAAUUGAGUUCGCGGUAG